AUGGCUGACCCACAACCACCAGCUCGCCCUAUUGGUGCUUAUGACCGCCCGACCAACAACGGUCAACUGUUAGGAAUCAGAGCACCAGCUGUGGCAGCAAACAACUUUGAGAUCAAGUCAGGGUUGCUGAACCAGAUUGAGAACAACAAGUUUCAUGGCCUGGCUGCAGAGAACCCAUUCGACCACUUGGACAGCUUUGAUAGAUAUUGUGGCCUAUCCAAAACCAAUGGUGUAUCAGAGGAUGCUUUCAAGCUCAAGCUUUUCCCUUUUUCUUUGGGGGAUAAGGCACGUCAGUGGGAGAAGUCUCUGCUAAGCAGCUCCAUCACCACUUGGGAUGACUGCAAGAAUGCUUUCUUAGAAAAGUUCUUCUCUACUUCUAAGACAGCUGACUACAGGAAUGAGAUAUCUGGUUUCAAACAGAAGAACUUGGAAGGAUUCAGUGAAGCAUGGGAGAGGUUCAAUGGCUACCUAGCUCAGUGUCCACACCAUGGUUUCAACAAGGGAAGUUUGCUCAGUACAUUCUAUAGAGGUGCUCUCCCUGAGUACAGAGCCAGAUUGGAUACUGCAAGCAAUGGGAACUUCUUGGACAGAACUGAGAGAGAAGCAGCGCAGCUGGUUGACAACAUGAUUAAGAGUGAUGCAGUCUACAGUGGAGAUCAUGACGGAGCCAAUAGGACAGAUGACAAGCAAACAAGAAGGGAGUUGAAAGCUCUACAGGAUAAGAUUGACAUCCUCAUUGCUAAUAAAGCUACUCAAGAGCAGGUUCACUUUGUUGGUAACCCACAGCAAGAGACACCACCUACUGUCAAUGAAGUUGAAAGUUUGGAAGGCCAAGAGGAAAUGUGCUUCAUUAAUAGCAAUGUCAAGACUUUAGAGAAUCAGUUUGCUUCUAUGGCUUCCACCUCCAAGCAGCCAAUGGGAACUCUACCAGGGAAACCAGACCAGAAUCCCACAAAGUACUGCAAUGUUACCCUCUCUACUACUUCUUCAGAGAUUGAGCUGAAUGAGCACAAGAAAGAGGUAGAUGAUAUUGAAAAAUUGGUGUUUGGAACUGAUAUUGGACAGGUUGAGCAACACAUUGUGACAACAAGUGGGGCAAAGAUUGUGGAGAAAGUAUACAAGCUGGUUGCAGCUAAGGUUGUGAAGAGAGAUGGACACAAGGUUGAGAUGGUCACGCAGGAGGACACCACUGAGGUUGAGCAGUCACCUUAUGAUAAACUCCCAUUUCCACAGAGGGUCCUCACCAAAGCUCAGAAGAAGGUCAUCUCCAAGUUCAGGAAAGAUCUUAGUGAUGUUGGGGUAAAGCUUCCAGAGAUCUCGGGUAUGCGAGAGGCUCGUGUACAAAUGAUACUCAUCAAGGACAUUCUAACUCACAAAGAUAAGGUAGCAGAGCUUCUGGACUUCUCUACUCUGCAACUUGACCCACAAGUCCCACCAAAGUCUCUCUCUAAACAAGAGCACCAGGGGAUGUUUACCUUGUCUUGCUCCCUUGGUAAGCUCACUUUUGAUGAUGCUCUUGUUGAUUCUGGUGCAAGUGUGAAUGUGAUCUCUAUAGAGAUGGUAAAGACUCUAAGGAUUGAGAGCAUGGAGCCAACCAGAUCUUUACUACAGUUUGGGGAUUCUUCUUCUACAACCUCAAUUGGUCUCAUCAAGGAUUUUCCUAUGAAGAUUGGAGCAUGCACCAUCCCUGUUGACCUCACUGUCCUAAAGAUGGCAACUGCAAAGAGGUUCCCACUCAUCCUUGGCACUCCAUUUCUCACAACUGUAGGAGCUUGCAUAGACUUUGAUAACAAGAAGGUCACGCUCCUCAAAGUGAACAAAGCUGUCUCAUAUCCUCUCCAGCCCCUAGAGAUGAAGUCUGUGUAUUGUGGAACAAUCACUUGUGAAGCAUCAUCCAUUGAGAAACCAAAGGCUGAAGUGCUGUAUGUUGAGAAAGAAACUCUUGCUGGAGAGUCCUCUACAGAGAUGUGUGAUGAGCACUUGGAAAGUGCUAAAAAGGAGGAGGUGAGUAGAGCUGUAAAGGCUACUCAUGUCAAGAAGAAGAUGAUGAAAGAACCUCACCCUCCACCUCUUGAUACACUGCCACACACUCUCACUCUUCACCCAAUGAAGCUUAAGGAUGGAGCUAUUGAGUACAAGAUCAGAUGUAAAGGAAAGACUACAUCAUUCUCAAGUGCAAGGGCCAUCAUCACUCAUGAGCUCCAAGAUGAUCCAAUCAAGCUUCAAGAGCUCCUCUCUCAGGUCCUGAAAAUCACUCUUAAUAGUGGGAAGGACCCCCCUUCUCCACUCUCCAUUUGA
Molecule: messenger RNA, 2298 nt
Organism: Raphanus sativus (radish)
Lineage: Eukaryota; Viridiplantae; Streptophyta; Magnoliopsida; Brassicales; Brassicaceae
Exons: 2
Coding region: 1-2298 (765 amino acids)
Source: RefSeq, a predicted model, not a curated record